Schistosoma guineensis is the source of this 8618-nucleotide messenger RNA. The record is from the annotation of a GenBank genome assembly. NCBI's taxonomy places the organism in Eukaryota, Metazoa, Platyhelminthes, Trematoda, Strigeidida, Schistosomatidae.
AUGAGUGGAUCUAGACGAGGUCUUGUAGCACCACAGAAUACAUUUUUGGAUAAAAUAAUCCGAAGAUGUAAUGGCCAAUUUUACAGUUUUGUAUUGGCAAAUGCACGUAUUGUUGAUUAUCCAAUUGUUUAUUGUAAUGAAGGUUUCUCUCGAUUAACUGGUUAUAGUCGUGUAGAAAUUAUGCAAAAAAGUGGAAGUUGUGCAUUUUUCUAUGGUGAACAAACAACAAAAGAUAUGCGUGAACGUUUAUUAAAAGCAUUAGAUACUCAAACACCGGAUCAAAUUGAAAUGUUAUUUUAUAAAAAAAAUCGUUUACCAUUUUGGUUACUUGUAUGUGUUGCACCAGUUCGUAAUGAAUGUGAAGAAGUAGUACUAUUUCUAUUGGCCUUCAGAGAUAUCACAGCGUUGAAAACACCAUUUGAUGAUGAAGAUACUGUUAAAGGUUUAAGUAAAUUUGCUCGAUUAGCACGUUCAGUUACACGAAAUCGUUCAGUUCUGCAACAAUUAUCUGCAUCACAAACAUCAGCACAAAAUUCUGCAUUAACUGUAUAUCGUAGUAAUCGACUAACAGUGUGCAGUGGUGGCGGUGGUGGUGGUGCUGAUAGUACUAGUGGUGCAAUUAAUGAUGAUACAGAAGUAUCAAAUCAAAUGGAACAAUAUAAUUCACCAAGUUUAUCAAAUUUUCAAAAUUUAAACACGAGUUCAAGUUCACGAUUUCAUGAUUCAUCAAAAUCCGAUCCAGAAAAAGCGGUAAUGUCAACUUCAUCAUGGUUGGAUUUAGUUCCACAAUAUAAACAAGAAGCACCAAAAACUCCACCACAUAUUAUAUUACAUUAUGUGGCAUUUAAAACAACAUGGGAUUGGUUAAUAUUAUUUUUAACUGGUUAUACAGCAGUAAUGGUACCAUUUAAUGCAGCAUUUAAAAGUAAAACAAUGGAUGAUGUUAGUUUAUUAGUUGUCGACAGUAUUGUUGAUGUAAUAUUUUUUAUAGAUAUUGUAUUAAAUUUUCAUACAACAUUUGUUGGACCAAAUGGUGAAGUUAUAUCAGAUGCUACUAUUAUACGGAUUAAUUAUUUAAAAGGAUGGUUUAUUGUAGAUGUAUUAUCAUGUUUACCAUAUGAUGUAUUUAAUGCAUUUCAACCGGAAGCAACACAAAGUACAAUUAGUUCCUUAUUUGGUGCAUUAAAAGUUGUACGUUUAUUACGUAUUGGUCGUGUUACACGUAAAUUAGAUCAAUAUUUGGAAUACAUGGCAGCUAGUUUAUUAUUAAUGAUAUCUGGUUUUGUUUUAUUGGCUCAUUGGUUAGCAUGUGUAUGGUAUAGUGUUGGUCAAACUGAUUUAAAAAAUGGUAUUUAUUAUGGUUGGAUACCAAGAUUAUUAAAUGAUAUUGAUCAAGGUAAAACUACUCCAACUAAUUGGACUAGUGGUAAUCCACCACUUCCACGUACAAUGACUUAUGUAACAUCAUUAUACUUUACAUUAUCAUUAAUUACAAGUAUUGGUUUUGGUAAUGUAUCAGCGACAACAUUUGGUGAAAAAUUAGUUGCAGCGGUUUUUAUGCUUAUUGGAGCAUUUGGUUAUGCUACCAUAUUUGGUAAUGUGACAACAAUAUUUCAAGGAAUGUAUGCAACACGUUCUAGAUAUCAUGAUAUGAUGGCAUCUGUGAAAGAUUUCAUUAAAACACAUAGUGUACCAAAAGAUUUAGCUGAACGUGUUAUUGAUUAUGUUACAUCAACAUGGGCUAUUACUAAAGGAAUUGAUACAGCUAAAGUAUUAAACUAUUGUCCAAAAGAUAUGAAAGCUGAUUUAUGUAUACAUUUAAAUCGUAUGGUAUUUAAUGAACAUCCAGCAUUUCGUUUAGCUAGUGAUGGUUGUCUAAGAGCAUUAGCUGUAAAUUUUAAUACAAUACAUACAGCACCAGGAGAUUUAAUAUUUCAUCAAGGUGAAAGUAUAGAUCAAUUAUGUUUUGUUGUUUCUGGUUCAUUAGAAGUUAUUCAAGAUGAUGAAAUAGUUGCAUUUUUAGGACGUGGUGAUGUAUUCGGUGAACCAUUUUGGAAAGAUCCAAAUAGUAUGAGUCAUUCAGCAGCAACAGUUCGUGCUUUAACUUAUUGUGAUUUACAUUGUAUUAAAAAAGAUUGUCUAUUACAAGUAUUAAAAUUUUAUUCUGCAUUUGCAAAUAGUUUCGCUCGAAAUUUAGUAUUAACAUACGAUUUAAAAACACGUCUUAUCUUUCGUAAAUUAGCAGAUGUUCGACGAGAAUAUGAAUUAGCUGAACAUCGUAAAACUGAUAAUGCAUUAUCUAGUUUACGUGCUGAUCAUCCAGUUCGUCGAAUGAUACAUAAAUUUCGUCGUAUAGGUACACAUAAUCAAUCAACUAAUGAUUCACCAAUAGGUAGUAAUAGUGGUCCAGGUUUACAAGAUAAUGAUAUGAUACGGAUUACACGUAAAUCUAUUACAUUAGGUGAUUAUGAUGAUUAUAGUAAAGAUUUUGAAUUUAAUGAAGAUCAUGAAGAUCGACUACGAAUUCAAGGCAAAUUAGAUAGUCCAAGUACAUCUACUAUGAAUAGUACUAACAAUAAUAAUAAUAGUAAUCCUGUCAGUGUAUUAGACGAAAUCGCAUCACGAUGGGGUAAACGUAUAGAACUAAAAAACAAUAACAAUAAAGUAUCUAUUUCAGAUUCAAUUCCUUCUCAUAAGGAGUCCCCUAGUAACACAAUUGCUAAUAAUAAUAAUAAUAAUAAUAUUAAUGAUAAUCAAUAUUCACGUUCAGUUCUACAAUCGAAAUGGGGUAAUUUAUUAAAAACAUCCAUAAUACCUGAAGAACAACUACAACAACAACAAUCUAAAUCAAUAAUUUCGAAUCCAAAUAAAAUCAAUAAUAAUAAUAAUGAUAAUCAUCAUAUUCAAUCGAUUAUUAAUAAUCAAUCGAAAUUAAUGAAUGAUCAUUUUGAAAAUUUACAAUUAAUCAAUAAAUCAAUAUUAGAUUAUUUAAUGAAUAUACAAAAUGAAUUUAAACAAGAAAUGAAUCAUUUAAUAAAACGUAUCAAUGAUAUUGAUAAUCGAAUUGGUCAAAUUGUUUAUAAUAUAGAAUAUAAACAAUAUGAUAAUAAUGAUAAUGAAUUAAAACAAUCUUGGAAAGAUCAUCAUCCUUACCACGAACACCACCAUCCACAUCAUCCUCAUCAACAAGAAGAAGAAGAAGAACAACAACAAUGUCGAGAACAUCAUCAUCACCACCACCAACUUUAUCCUCAUCAACAAGGAGAAGUACAACAAUGUCGAGAACAUCACCACCACCAACUUUAUCCUCAUCAACAAGAAGAAGAACGACAACAACAAGUACAUCAUCAAAAACAUGGUAAAUAUAAUAAUAAUAAUAAUAAUAUAAGUAAAUUGAUUAAAACCGUAUUUACAUCAUCACCAUUAACAUCAUCUGAUUUAUCUACCUCAUUGAAAUCAAAUCGUACUUCCAGUUUAACUAUAUCAAAUAAAAUACAUCCAUUAGCUAAUUCAAUUGAUCAAUCAACAUCAAUAGUAACAACAACGAAAACAAAAAGAAGAAUUCGAGGAAUAAGAACAAAAAGUACCACUUCAAUAAAUCCACAACAAAUCAAUAAUCAAAUUAUAAAAUUAAAUGAUUUAUCAUUCAAUAAAAAAUUUGAUAAAUAUAAUAUACCAAGACAAUGUAUAUCACAAUAUUAUAAACAAUAUUCAAUGGAUAAUGAUAGUCAAUUAGAAUCUAUUUCAACAGAAAGUGAUACAUCAUUAAUGAAUGUACAACAACAACAACAGCAUCAACACCAAUCGUCAUCAUCAUCAUCAUCCAAAAUUAUUUUAGCUAAACCAAUACAAACUACUUAUUUUUCUACUCAUUUAAUGAAUACUAUCACUACAACAACAACAACAACAACAAUAACAACACUGACAACGACAUGUUUAAUGAAUCAAACUAAUCAAUCUUUAAUAAAUUCUAAUUAUUCUUUAUCACCAUUCCUGUCUAAUAGAAAUGAUGAUUUAUAUUGUCAAUCAAUAUUAAAUCAUUUUAAUGAAACACAAUUGAUUAAUCGUAAUCCAUUUAUUUAUUCUAUUGGAAAUAGGACACAAUCAAUGAUUGUAACGGAUAGUUUAAGAAAUCAAUUACCAAGGAAUGUAUUGUAUAGUACUACUAGUAGUAGUAGUUGUAGUACUACUGCUAUUGGAUCAUCAAUGAUGAUAACUGAUACAAAUACCUAUGUGCCUAAUUCUUCUUAUAUAAUGUCUAUGACUACUAGUAACACUACUACUACUACUAAUAAUAAUAAUAAUAAUCGAUUAUCCAUUAUUAAUCGAUGGAAUCCACAAUCAGAUAUAUUGAAUACACGUAUAUUUAUUCCAGAAUUAUCAUCUAUAAUGACUACUGUUAUAACAACAACUACAACGACAACCACAACCACCAUCACCACCACCACCACAAUAACAACAACAUCAAUACCUUAUCCACUUCCAACAACAUCACAACAUAUUCAUUCAUCAUUUAAUCAAAGAUCUCAUAUUAUUCAUACUAAUCAAUUGAAUAAAUCUAGGGAUUUCAAUGUAACUAAACAAUAGAAAUCAAGAUAUGUCUACUUUAUUUUAUAUCCAUAUUGUUUUCUUCUUUAUUUUAUUUUUCUUUUUUGUUUUUUCCCCUCCUUUGUUUUUAUUCUUUUUUCAAUUUUUAUUUUAAUCCAUAAAUUAAUUCAUUAUUUUAUCCCCUUAUUAACUAAUUAAAAAAACCCCAUGGAACUGAUACAAAUUGGACAUGAAUAUAUUUUUGUUUCAAAAUCAAACUAUGAAUUAUCAUUGAAUUUAGGUGUACAAAGUACAUGUAGACAUAUACGAACAUACAUACAUACACACACACACACCAACAACAUACAUACAUACAUACGCACGCACAACAACACCACCACCAACGAUAAUAAUCUGAUACCAUGGUGAAAUGAAACAGUGAAGUUUUUUUUUUCGUUGUUUUUGUUUAGGUUUAUCCUUAAAUAACUAAGUAACUAAUUGUUUGUUACUAAGAGAAAAGGUAAAAAAAAUACACAUUUGAGUUGUAUAUAUUAUCUAAUGAAAGUUUAUUUUACAUUUUAAAGAAGAAAAAAAAACAGAAUCACAACUGAGAAUAAUUUUCUUUCUUAUUUAUUUAUUUAUUUGUUUAUAGGGUUAUUUUUUAAUUUAUCAAUUAAAUGGUUAUCCAUUUGGAAACAUCUUAGUCAAUUAGUUAGUUACAACGUAGGAUCCGGCACAGAUAUAUGGCAUCGAUUCAAGUUGCCAUAAUUCAUUAGCCCAACAACAUGAACACUGAAUUUAUAGUAGUUAAUUCAAUGGUGGUAAUACAUAAAAGAAAGAUUGCAUAUAAGCAUAUAGUACAGGAAGAAAGAAUUAGUUUGUAGAAAGAAAGAUAUAAAACAAUUUUAAUCUCAUAGUUUAAGGGAGGACGCCAUUGUGAUCGAUUCUGAGUCAUGUCACACACAGUCCCCAACCACUGAUUAUGACAGUCAUACGGACCCCAAUAGGGCUCACACUAAAAGUUAGUGACUUCCUUAAAUGAUGACAUAUUUUGAUUGAGCCACUCCUAACUUUCUUACAACCAUCCUCAAUAUCAGUUAGCAUUGUGCGUCGUGGUAAUCGGAGUUCACGUAUAUAUGACACAUGGCCCAAACAUCUCAGUCGAUGAAGAUUUAAAAUCUCAUCAACUGAAUUACUAUCAUUCCCUAAUACCCUGCGUCUAACCUCACUAUUACUUACGCGGUGAUUCCAUAAGAUGCGAGCAAUACUUCUAAGGCAUAUGUGAUCAAAUAAUAGUAAGUUACGAGUAUCCUCUAUUCUUAAUGCUCAUGUUAUGCAACCGUAAACUAGAACAGAAUGAACUGCUGUGCAUUAUUCUCAUCCUUUAAUUGAUAGACGGAUGUUUUGCCUUCACCAUAUGUGACGUAAAUUGGCAAAAGCCAAGUCUAUUCAGGUAACAUCACAUGAACACACUUCAAACAGAAUUUAACUAUGAGAAUUUCUCUACUAAUGACUAGUAGCUUGUUUUGCCAACGUUGAAGUGUACUGCUUAUUAUUGACACUUGUCGUGUUAUUAUCUACGUAUUUACUAUAAAUCUCUUCUCAUUUGAUUCGUUUGUUGACUUUAUAGUUGUAUUGAAAUGUAAAGACUAAUAUUUUUAUUGGAUUAAUUCCAGUAAAUUAAGUCAAGAAUCAAUUAAUUUAUGAAACAGUGAAGCACAUCUAUUAUGAAAUGAUGAUUAAAAAAUAGUCGCUACCGAAUGUUGACUAAAGUAAAGAGUUGGUAAAAUUGAUAGUUGCUUGAUCACUAGUUGGUGAUCAAUGUCAUAUGUGUUAGGUCCUUUUUAAUGUAGAUCGAAUCCUAUAGACCAAGUUGCAAUGUGUCCACUAGUCUAGGUGACUCGACAUUGCAUGCACUAUAGUAAGAUAAAAUGGUGGUUGGAAGUAGUCAACAGGUAAGAUAGAUUUCAGUUUAACUAUUAGCGAUUUGACUUUGAAUGAAAAAUCUGAACGACCGAGCUACUGUUUUGCAAGUGAAUCAAACAUAAUGUUUUAAGUCAUAUAUUAUAGAUUCUUACUUAAUUACUUACGCCUGUUACUCCCAAUCGAACAUAGGCUGCCGAUCAGAUCUGACUUUUUUAUCUUGAUGAGGUAUCCUUCCUUACGAUCCUUCUUUACAGUCUGUCUGUUGCAUUUGUUCUUCCUCCCAAAUCUUCCUGAAUAGAACGCAGAGCACCUUUUCAGUUGCCUCUAUGUAUGACUUCGGCUGGUUUAUUGCCAGGUGCUACUGCUUACCCACUCUUGAUAUGUCUGAUGACCAUCCUGAUUUUUUUAUCAUUGAUGGAGUGAGAUCUAUAGUAUGGUCUGUGUGUAUUGCUUCGAUUUCCGGUGGAUUCAAUGAAGCAUUCAUAUUCAGUAGUUCCUCAAAUUGUUCUACCCAUCUUUUCCUGUGUUCUUGAAUCUCAUUAAUCGGCUUCCCUUCUUUGUUCUUGGCCGGUCUCUCUGGUUUACUCUACCAGUUUCUUCAUUACAUCAUAUAGUUGUCUGAUAUUUCACCAUGUUGAAGCUUUUUCCACUGUCGUUGCUAGCUGUUUCACGUAUUUCUACUUGUCAACUCUAAUGCUCUUCGUCACUUGAAUGUUCGCUUCUAUGUAUUCACCUUGUGUCUCGAGUUUCUCUGUUCUUGUUCGGUUGUUGUUAACUGCUAUCUUCUUGUUCUUUCUUUCUUGAAUCUUAUCCAGGGUUCCCAAAGAGAUUCGUUACUUCUGUUGAUGCUUUUUGAGUUCAAGAACCUCCUGACAUGUUGAAGUUAAUGCUUCUUCGAUCCCUUUCCAGUUGUCCUUCGUAGUGGUUUCAUCUUCUUCCAAUAGAUCCUGUAAGGCUUGGAACCUGUUGUUGAGAGCUAUCUUUAAUUCGUUGAGUUUGUCAAUAUCUCGAAGGAAGGCUUUAUUGAGCCUUCGUAAUGCCGUUUCCCAGUUGUUCAGUGCUUCUUUAGCUUCAACUUCAUCUUGGCAACCACCAGGUGGUGAUUCGAAGCGAUGUCAGCUCUCUCUCUCUCUGAAGUUUUUAUUGAUGCAAAUAUGAUCUAUCUGGUUCGCCAUACUGUGGUCCGAUGAGACCCAUGUAGAUUUAUGUAUGCGUUCGUGUGGAGAUAUUAUGCGACCUAUAAUCAUUUUGUUGAAUGCACAUAGAUUUGCAAAUCUGUCAAUAUUCUCGUUCCUUUCUCCCAGUCAGUCCAUCUCUUCCCAUGAUGUCUUCAUACCCGGUGUUGUGAAUUCCGACUUUGGCGUUUAGGUCUCCCAUCAGGAUGGUCAAGUCCUUUCCUGAACACUUCGCUCUGAUCGACUGAAACCUCUCACAAAAUUGAUCUUUACCGUCGUCGUUGCAUUCACUGGUGGGUGCAUAACAUUGGAUGAUAUUCAUUGUGAUUCCCUCCUUCUUUUUUUAAAUGAUCAUCGGUCCACGAGAUUCCUAUCCAAUAACUGCUUUACGUGGCUCUUUGGACAGCAUCAGAGCAACUCCCUGAGUGCGCAGGACACUUUCUUCUCAGUGACCUGAGUACAGCAGCAUUUCUCCCCAAUCUAUCUUCUGUCCAGAUUGAGUUCAAUGGAUUUCACUUAUUCCGAGCACCACCAAGUUGUCUCUCCUCAUUUCCGUAGCUAUUUGGUUGUUCCUCCCAGUCUACAACAUGGUCCGGAAAUUCCAUGAAGUUAUAUUAACUGUUGCUCUAGUUGUCAAAAGCAGUAUCAGUCUCAUGACUUCCGGAGAAUCUCGGCUUUCAACAAGAGGCGUGAUAAAUUUUCCUUCUACUCUGAGGGCAGGGUUUAAGUGGUUCAAUUUGUUUAUUCUGAUUGGUGUUGCCUUUAGAAAGAUUGUUUUCUAUGAGAUGGGUUUGCCGACCCGAUGCCCAACCCUUCCCUUAUAUGUAGGCUUGAAACGGGAAGUAGCCCCAGGAGAGCUUUAGGCGGAGUACGUGUUGAGUUGAAUUAAUACAUAUAAGUGGAUAGUCUAUGAUAAAAAGUGUAAGAUAUGGGGAUAAUGUGUAUCGUCAUCAGUUAUUAUCAGUCUUUAUCAAUACAGUAAGAAAGAAU